Messenger RNA from Gossypium raimondii (Peruvian cotton), 1509 nucleotides. RefSeq lists its product as uncharacterized. Bases 1 to 1509 code for a protein of 502 amino acids. The transcript is spliced from 6 exons. Gene Ontology annotation, biological process: DNA integration. Gene Ontology annotation, molecular function: nucleic acid binding. Lineage: Eukaryota; Viridiplantae; Streptophyta; Magnoliopsida; Malvales; Malvaceae. The record is from RefSeq and is a predicted model, not a curated record.
AUGAGAGUUCAAGAUAACAAGAUAACCUUUAAUAUUCUCAAAGCCAUGAAAUUUCCUGACCCGGUGGAAAGUAGAACUAACAAACGCCAAGAAGAGCAACUGAUCGAAGUUUUGAAGAAAUUCAAAACGGUGAUCGGUUGGACUAUAGCUAAUAUCAAAGGGAUCAUCCCAUCCAUCUGCAUGCACAAGAUUAUACUAGAGGAGAGCGAAAAAGUUAUAAUCGAUGAGCAAAGUAGGAUUAAUCCUAUCAUGAAGGAAAUAGUGAGAAAGGAAGUAAUACAAUGGUUAGAUACGGAGAUUAUUUACCCCAUUUCAGAUAGCUCAUGGGUAGUCAUGGAUGAUUUCUUCGUGUUUGGAGAUUCUUGUGAUAUAUGCUUGAGUAAUUUGGCUAAGGGAAGGUAUUGUCCUAGGUCACAAAAUGUCCAAAACAAGGAUCGGAGUUCACAAAGCAAGGUGGAUGUAAUUAAGAAGCUGCCACCCCCAGUCACUGUCAAAGGAAUUAGGAGUUUCUUGGGGCAUGUCGGUUUCCACCUAAGAUUUAUCAAGGACUUCUCAAAGAUUUCCAAGCCCGUGUGUACUUUAUUAGAGAAAGACACAAUCUUUGACUUUAACAAGGCAUGCUUGGAAACCUUCAAAAAGCUAAAAAACUGUGCAACCUCAGUAUCAAUAAUUGUUGCACCAAAUUGGAAUUCUUCUUUUGAAUUGAUGUGCGAUGCUAGAGAUUUUGCAUUGGGAACUAUGAUGGGCCAAAAAAGAAACAAAGUACAAAGGAAAUUUGUAGCUGAAAGUGAAAUAACCGAGCUCCUAUAUCACUACCACUCAUCCCCAAGUGAAAGACAUUUUAGAGGUUCCCACAUUGCAGCCAAAAUUUUGCAAGUAGGAUUCUUCUGGCCAACUUUAUUUAAAGAUGCGUAUGCCUAUGUGAAGAAUUAUGAUCGAUGCCAGAGGACUAGAAGUAUAUCAAGAAGAAAUGAUAUGCCCUUAACAAAUAUACAUGAGGUAGAAUUAUUUGAUGUUAGGGGCAUUAACUUUUUAGGUCUAUUUCCUUUGUCUUAUGGUAAUAGUAACAUCUUGGUAGUUAUGGAUUAUGUAUCCAAAUGGGUGGAAGCUGAGGCAUACCCAACAAAUGAUGCAAACGUAGUCACGCGAUUCCUACAUAAGCAUGUAUUUACAAGGUUUGGGACUCCUAGAGCUAUAAUUAGCGAUGAAUGUUCCCACUUUGUAAAUAAAUGGCUUAAAUGGUUGUUUGACAAAUAUGACGUGAAACAUAAAUUGGUCACUGCCUAUCAUCCACAAACAAAUAGUCUGGUUGAGCUUGCAAAUCAUGAAAUCAAAGGAAUCUUGGAAAAUGUAGUACGUCCAAAUAGAAAAGAUUGGUCCCAGAAACUUGAUGAUGCUCUAUGGGCCUACCGGGCAGCUUACAAGACACUGUUAGGAAUGACUCUCUAUUGGUUAGUCUUUGGAAAAGCCUAUUAUUUACCAUUGGAAUUGGAGAGUAGAGCUCACUAG